AUUGCAAAACUCGAAUCUAGAGUCAACUAUGAUGUCGUGUCCUGCUGACUAGUCUCCAGUCCACCAGAUAUCGCCGUUUUAGCUUCCCUACCCCUUUAGUCCUUUACAACCCCCCUGCCCUUAUAUUUUUAGCCAUUCCAACCUAGAGUUUCUAUCGUCUCUCUCUUAGCUCACUAAACUCCACAUUAACGGUACAAAUUUUUCACUCUUGUACCAAUCUUUCUCCCGCCUUUCAAUCUCUAUCUUUUUUAUCUUACGUAGCCUCCUUUAAACUUGUUCCUUUCUCUUCCAGAUCCCUUUUUACUUACUUGAUCUUGAUCGGUAUUUCCAGUAGCAUUUGUUAAGCCAUUUAGGACAAAUUUUUUCCCAUGAGAAUGGAUCUGACGGAAGUAAAGGGAUCACAAGUAGAGGAAAUGAAAACUUGCUGUGAUUGUCAUACCACAAGAACGCCUCUUUGGAGAAGUGGUCCAGCAGGUCCUAAGUCGUUAUGUAACGCAUGUGGGAUCAAAUACAACAAGAAGAGGAGGCAGCUUUUAGGUCUGGACAAAGAAAGAAGUGAUAAAGGCAAGAAGAAGAGGAAAAUCAGUGGAGAAAAAAACAGUAGAGAAAAAAUUGGACAGUCAUUGAAGAUGAAAUUGAUGACAUUGGGAGGCAAAUUAAGAGAGGAAGAACAAGCGGCGAUACUAUUGAUGGCUCUUUCCUGUGGAUCUGUUUAUGCUUAAGAAAAUUACUACUCUAAUCCUAAGUCCUAGUAAUAGUAGCAGUAGCACCAAGUGGAAACCCCUUGUAUUCUUACUAAUUAAUUGACCCAUUUAAGUCUAGUUUUCUGAUUCUGAGUUUCAUGAGUUGUAAUGCCUAAUGAAGAGCAGCAGCAGAUGAGAAUGAACCAAUGUAGAAGUAAAUCUUGACUCUUUUUGAUCUA
Nicotiana tabacum (common tobacco) is the source of this 922-nucleotide messenger RNA. RefSeq names its product GATA transcription factor 16. Gene Ontology annotation, biological process: regulation of DNA-templated transcription. Lineage: Eukaryota; Viridiplantae; Streptophyta; Magnoliopsida; Solanales; Solanaceae. The record is from RefSeq and is a predicted model, not a curated record. Gene Ontology annotation, molecular function: zinc ion binding; sequence-specific DNA binding.